GAGUUCUAUGAUGAGUGGCCAAUCCGGCUGGGCGAGGCAGAGCCUUACAAAGGCCCCAAGACACCUGAUGGACGAGAAGUCAACUUUUAUAAGAUUAUUGACUAUAUUUUACAUGGAAAAGAAGAAAUCAAAGUCAUUCCGUCACCUCCAGCAGAUCACUGGUGUCUUGUCAGUGGACUGCCAACAUAUGUUGCUGAAAAUGGAUUUAUUUGUAAUAUGAUGAAUGCACCAGCAGAUGACUAUUUCACAUUUCAGAAAGGACCAGUGGAUGAGACUGGAUGGGUUAUCAAAAAUGUCCUGUCAUUGCCUAUUGUCAACAAAAAAGAAGAAAUUGUGGGAGUUGCAACAUUUUACAAUAGGAAAGAUGGAAAACCUUUUGAUGAGUAUGAUGAACAGAUCAUUGAAACUCUCACACAGUUCCUGGGGUGGUCUGUUUUAAAUACUGACACUUAUGACAAAAUGAACAAGCUUGAAAACAGGAAAGACAUUGCUCAGGAAAUGCUUAUGUACCAGACAAAGGCCACCCCUUCCGAAGUUGAAUCUAUACUGAAAUACAAGGAGAAAUUAAAUGUAAAUAGUAUAGAAGAAUGUGAUCAAAAGGAUCUUAUCAGGAUUUUGAAAGAAGAAUUACCUGAUCCAAAAGAUUUAGAACUGUAUGAAUUUCGCUUCAGUGACUUUCCCGUUACAGAGCAUGGCCUGAUAACUUGUGGAAUACGACUGUUCUUUGAGAUAAAUGUUGUUGAAAAGUUCAAAGUCCCAGCUGAGGUCCUUACAAGAUGGAUGUACACAGUCAGGAAGGGUUAUCGAGAUAUCACUUACCAUAACUGGCGACAUGGAUUCAAUGUGGGACAAACAAUGUUUACUCUGCUGAUGACAGGUAAAAUAAAGAAAUACUAUACUGAUCUAGAAGCCUUUGCCAUGGUUGCUGCUGCUUUCUGCCAUGACAUUGAUCACAGAGGGACCAAUAACUUGUAUCAAAUGAAGUCAGCUGCUCCACUGGCAAAACUUCACGGCUCUUCCAUUUUAGAAAGGCAUCACCUAGAGUACAGUAAAACCCUACUGCAAGAUGAGAGCUUAAACAUCUUCCAGAACCUAAAUAAGCGCCAGUUUGAAACUGUUCUACACUUAUUUGAAGUUGCAAUAAUAGCAACUGACUUGGCUUUGUAUUUCAAGAAAAGAACUAUGUUUCAAAAGAUUGUGGAUGCAAUUGAAAAAAUGGAAACAGAAGAUGAGGCUAUUAAAUAUAUAUCUAUCGACCCAACCAAAAAAGAAGUCAUCAUGGCUAUGAUGAUGACUGGAUGUGACCUGUCUGCAAUAACCAAACCUUGGGAAGUGCAAAGUAAGGUUGCCCUCAUGGUUGCAAAUGAAUUCUGGGAGCAAGGUGACCUGGAACGAACUGUGCUACAGCAACAACCAAUUCCUAUGAUGGACAGAAACAAAGGAGAUGAACUACCUAAGCUCCAAGUUGGUUUCAUAGAUUUUGUGUGCACAUUCGUGUACAAGGAAUUCUCGAGGUUUCACAAGGAAAUUACACCUAUGUUUGAUGGUCUUCAAAACAACAGGGUUGAAUGGAAAACACGAGCUGAUGAAUAUGAAGAGAAGAUGAAAGUUAUUGAGGAACAAAAGAAAAAGGAAGAAGAGGCAGCUGCUAAAAAAGCUGAAAAUGCAGCUGGAGGUGGUGGCGGGAGUGGAGAGGACGGAAAAUCCAAAACAUGUAUAGUUUUGUAAUUCUUUGUCUCAGACACCGUUUCUGCUACAGAAAAGACAUCUAGAAAGAACUUCAAUGAGCCCCAGCGGAUUUCUGCUUCGCGUAGAAUAGUAUAGAGCGAUCUCUUAACAAUCCUCUUAAACACUUGCCAUUUGUUGGAAAUAAGUUUUAAUGGAAUAAACCAACAGUUACAAUUAAAAAACUGGAAAAUCAAGAGAAAAAAAUAAUGGUACAAAAUGAGUUAACUGCGCUCUAGAUACUUUUUAAUGUCACUCAAUUUCUAUACAGUAUUUUUAUUACAAUAUGUAACUUCUGCACACUGUCCAGAAAAAAAUGUAAUUUUGACAGAUCUUGUAUGAAAUUACUCAAUGAAAUCUAACAUGUACAAUUCAAACAAAAAAUUGCUAUUUUUCGUAACUUGUAUAUUUAGAUUUUUAUAUUAUGUGUAUUUCCUUAAUCUGGAAUUGUGUCCUUUUCCUUCAUUCUCAAUACUAUAUAAAGUUCUAGAGUAAACAUCUCCUUCACUUUAGGAAUGCUCAACACAAUUUCCUGUCUCAUAUCUAUACAAAGCAGGCCUAUGGUACACGGUACUUUUUCAAAACACCAAGGAUAAAUAUGUAAAUUGUAGCCAUCGCUCAGAGAAACCACUCUUUUGCCCAUAUGCAAAUGGCUCUGACCACAGUUCCUAAACUGACCACCUUUUAUUGUAAAAAUCUAAAAAGGCAGACUGUAAACAUCAUACUUUGCAUAAGAUACCUAUACCAGUAUAUCUACAGCAGGCUCUACAUUCAAAGGCAUUUUAAAAGGCUUAUGUUCUCCCAAUGCACCUUUUUUAAAAUGCAGUAAAUGAAAGUAUUUGAAAACCAAUGAACAGGCACCAAUUUAAUCUCGGGACAGUAGAAGUAGGGCACAUCGAAUUCACAUUACCUCCCUUUCUACAACCAAGACAGACUGCACACAAAUUAGCUCUGCAUAAACAAUGAUCUCCCUUUCAAAACCCUCUGUUCUUGCAGAAUGACAGAGCCUACUCCAUACCUUCUACUCAGGUCUCAUGAAGCCAGCUCCUCCUGCAGAUGAAGGAAAAUGGCUAGUAUAUUUUACACGGAUCUGACUAUUCACUGGAACCAAUUCCAAAUCUAAGAGGAGAUGGAUGUCAAAUGCAAUUACUGCAACAAACAAGUUUAACAGGCAGACUCAAUCCUGCCACUUUUCUUCCUCCUUUAAAUAAAGCAGACCCUUUUUUUUUUCUCUGAAGGGCCCUCAGCAUUCACUGAGAAGGGAGAAUGACUAAACGAUCUGCCACAUUAUAUAUCUUUCUUAGCAUGCUCUAUGAAUAUAGAUACUGUGUACAACUCUCACCCAAAAUUAAAGGAAUCCACAAAAAAAAUCCCACUUAUUACAUCCUUAUUUAUAAAUGGGCCAAAUAUUUUAUGCAAACUUAGUUAUGACAUAAAACUGGGUAUCAUGUAUUAUUUUCCGUAUUAAAUGCAGAUACUAAAGAAAGUUAUUUCAAGGUUGUUUGAUCAUGUAAUUUUGUUCAAACUGCAUUAAAUGAUGUAUUUAAU
Cariama cristata (Red-legged seriema) is the source of this 3273-nucleotide messenger RNA. RefSeq names its product cone cGMP-specific 3',5'-cyclic phosphodiesterase subunit alpha'. Gene Ontology annotation, biological process: visual perception; signal transduction. The transcript has 18 exons. The annotation marks the transcript as partial. The record is from RefSeq and is a predicted model, not a curated record. Gene Ontology annotation, molecular function: 3',5'-cyclic-nucleotide phosphodiesterase activity; protein binding. Lineage: Eukaryota; Metazoa; Chordata; Aves; Cariamiformes; Cariamidae.